Anoplophora glabripennis (Asian longhorned beetle) is the source of this 4130-nucleotide messenger RNA. Its product is annotated as PR domain zinc finger protein 10. Bases 300 to 3410 code for a protein of 1036 amino acids. Gene Ontology annotation, cellular component: nucleus. The transcript is spliced from 12 exons. Gene Ontology annotation, molecular function: protein binding. The record is from RefSeq and is a predicted model, not a curated record. Lineage: Eukaryota; Metazoa; Arthropoda; Insecta; Coleoptera; Cerambycidae.
UAUAAGGUCUAUUGUGGGCAGGGAGUAAUAAAAACAAAUAAUUACACGAUUUAUAGGUGAAAAAUUUGUUUUAUGUAUCAGAUUUGAAAUUAUUUCAUAUUUAUGUUCAUUAUUUUAUGAAUGAGGAUUAUUUGUGGAGUGAAAUUUCCCUCUCGUUUUGGAUAUGAUUACUAUGGACUUCCUCCAUUCAAAAUGGAUUCUACCCAAAUUUAAAAGAUUUUUUUUACAGUGAAUAAUGAACAUUUACAGGAUUACUAGGAAAUAUAUGCCCACUUUUUGUUUACAAUAUUAGCCCUAAAAUGGACACUAUUGUUCAGGGCCCUCCUGGUGAGGGGGCCCCAGUACAGGAUAUGAAUAUUGUGGAUACAACAAAUUGGAGUAGUCAUAACCAAGGAAUUGUAAAUAACAAUUCUACCCUUUUAUAUAUAGCAGUUGAAUAUGUCAAAGAUUACAAAAUGGGAAGUCCUCGAAACAACGUAGAUGUUACACAACCUGAAUCCUAUACGGAUUUUGACCAACAUGUUAGUCCGUUAGAUCCUAAUAUGUGUUCUGUGGCUAGAUACAGCCCGGUAUAUAAUGAACAAUCUAGUGAAUUUAACCCUGUUGUAAUCCAUCAACUUGUCACCCAAGACACUAACACUCACAGUGAACAGUUUACUAACGACUUAAAUAAUGCCUCUCUCGAAAAUAUGCCUACCGUUCUUUGUAACGAUAACUUGAGAGAAGUUAAUAAUCAGUACCUUCAAAUGGUGGAAGAAAAUAAUACUAAUAUGGUAACUUCAACUAACACCGAGGGGUUGCAGCUCGCCCCGGAAAAUGAACAGGAAGUUGAACUGCUUAUUACCGAUGAAGCAACGGGAAUUUCUUAUAGUGUGAACGCACAGGAACUUUUAGUUGAACGUUGCUUGGAAGACGACCAACUUUUGGAAGCUCUAGCCCCUGAUCCGCUGUUAGAGUCCGAUCUUUUGGCUUUAGAUGACAGCACUUUGAAAUCUGAAUUAAACGACGACAUUGACAUUUCAACGGCAGUUACUACAUCUGUCGAUGCGCAAGUCGUUAAUAGUUACAUAAACAGCUUGGCGAGCGAUGUGGCUGGCAAAAAUUUAGAUACAGAAAAUGCUUUUAAAAUGGAAACCAGGAGGAAUAGACAGAAUGAGCUGGACCCCGAAGAACAACUCUUGUCCUGCGUUUACAGCAUUACAGACAAACCUAUUUUAACUAGAGCGCGAGCGUCCCUUCCCGAGUCCUACUUGUUUAUCAAUAAAAUAAAUGACGAGAAUGCCGUGUUUGCCAAGAAGGCCAUACCAAAGAGGAGUCAAUUUGGCCCCCUCGAAGGAAUUUUAACACUGAGGACGGAGAAAGUUAAAAACGAGUUGGCAUCUCUGGUUUUUUUUAUAGAAAGUGAGGGUGCGACUUACGAGAUGGAUGUGGCUGACGAGAAUUCGUCAAACUGGAUGUGUUUUGUGCGAAAGGCGUUGACUUACGAGGAGCAGAAUCUGGUAAUAACACAAGAAAAUAACGCAAUUUAUUUCACCACUACCGCUAACAUUCUACCGAAGCAAGAAUUGAAGGUUGGGUACAGCGCUUCGUAUGCGCAUUAUUUCGAUUUACCCCUGCUGGAACCGAGAGAAAUCCACAAUUGGCCUUGCUACGAGUGUUCUGAAAAGUUUGCUUCUUCCGAAGAGUUGCAGAACCACUUGAACGUUCACGACGAGGAGAAAGAUGAAAAUACUAGGCCGAGGAAGAAAUCGAAGAACAAACGACGUUUGAUGAAAAAAUACCAGACGGAAGUGGUGGAGUGCAACGUUUGCAGCGAGAUAUUUUUCCAGUACAAUUACACUUUGCUUAAAAAUCACGUUGUGGAAAAACACAAUUUCAGUCAAGGCGCUAUCGAGGAUUAUUUUUCUGUGGUAGUAAAUUACAAGUGUGAGGUCUGCAGCACGGGCUUCAAGUCAGAAGCGUUGUUGAAAAUACAUAACCUCGAACACGACCCUGACUCAUCUGAGGAGCAACUCUUUCACGUUUGCCCGUCUUGCCUGAGAAAGUUUCCCACACAAAGACAGCUGGUGAUGCACGUCGCCCACCACGCUCUACCGAAGGUAAUCGUGCAACCGGAAAGGGUAAAAUGUCCCGUCUGCUAUAAAAUGUUUGCGCUGCGGGAGAGAUUACAGAGGCACAUGCUGGUCCACGGGUCAGAGGAGUCCAAACCGUUGCAGUGCAAAACCUGCAGCAAGAGAUUCCUGAACAAUUCCGCUCUGGCGUGCCACAUAAAGACCCACUUCAUAGGUAAGAAGGUGUUCGAGUGCCCCAUCUGCAAGGAGAGCUUCGACCACGUUCUAAAACUCAAAAUGCACGUACCCAAGCACUGCCACAACAACACCUUCACCUGUCCCCACUGCAAGAAAAUCUUCAAGAAGUACAGCAUCAUCCGCAAACACAUCAGGGCGUUCCAUUGCGAGAGGAAGCACACCUGCCAGCAGUGCACCAAGACGUUCCCCACCCUGGACAAGCUUAGGAUGCACCUGUUGCGCCAUUCGGACCACAGGGAGUUCCUGUGCGCCGAUUGCGGCAAACAGUUCAAGAGGAAGGACAAGCUGAAGGAGCACUGCAAGAGGAUGCACUCCGAGGAGAGGGAGAACACCAUUCCGAAGCAGUCCAAGCCCGUCGUCGCUGCGAAUAAGAAACUCACCCCGAAGGCGGAGCCCACCGACUUCCACAGGUUCAUUUAUAAGUGCCACGCUUGCUUGGUGGGAUUUAAAAGGAGAGGGAUGCUAGUGAAUCACUUGGCCAAACGCCACCCCGACAUAAGGCCAGACUCGGUCCCCGAAUUGAACCUACCCAUCCUCCAGACGACGCGCGACUAUUACUGUCAGUACUGCGAGAAGGUGUACAAGAGCAGUUCCAAAAGAAAAGCGCACAUCCUGAAGAACCACCCCGGCGCCGCCCUGCCCAUGAGCAACCGUAAACAGGGCUCCUUGCAGGAAGUAGCAGGUCUGCCGAAUCCGACAUUCUCCCAAACCGUAGGGAGCAUCACUACGAGGCCGCAGAGCUGCAAGUGGUGCCACAAGCAGUACGCCAGCAAGGCGAAGUUACUGCAGCACCAGAGGAAGAAGCACGCCGAUCAAAUGGCCACCGAGGCGUCGCAGGUUAAGGGAGAGAAUAACGUUUCGGGUAAGAACGUGCAACGGGAUGUGGAAAAUUGUAUUACGCAGGAAUACCAGAAGGUGGAAGUAGAUAAUAUUAUGAACGAUGAGAUCGAUGAUUAUGGUAUAGAGGAUGAUUCGCAGUACUGCCACCUAUCUAUUAACGAAAGUAACGGCAGCUUUAUAGAGACGAGCGAACUUGAAAAUCCCAACUCGCAUUUAUACCGGUUGCUAACAUCAAAUAAUGGAAUGCUUCCGCCACGUUGAAUGAAGGAACGGAGAGGAUUUUAGGGAAUUUUUCAAUGCUCCUUUGAGAGAUUUUCGCCUCUGGGCGAUUUUUGUCUGCAAGUCUGCGCCGUAGGUUGAAACCUACGUAUAGACGACAGAGAUUGCAGUUUGGCUAAGAUGUAAGGACGGUUUUAGUAAAGGAUUUUUUAACAGAUUUUUUAGCAAUAAUGUUUGUCCAUUUGUAUUAACAACAUGUAAAAUUAGCGAAUAAUAUAAUUGAGGUCUCGCGACUUCCAGAUCUUGCCCGCUUAGAAAUAACAAGAGUAAAUUUAUGUAUCUAUCAGUUUGACGGCUAAAAUUAGUAGUAUUAGUAGAAAUUUUGUUGGUUAUUUUGUAUUUAUUAUAAAAAGUAUAUAUAUACGUAGUGGUCGCCGACUAACCGUUUUGAGGAGAGUAAAAUUGAUAUUCGUAAGCUUCCAAUUGUCCGCAAUAACUGGUUUAAGGAACAGUUGUAUGUAGCUUAAAUAUUUUUCUUACCGACGAGCAAUAAAAUCGUUAUGAUUUAUCGAGAAAUAACUACGGGAACUAGAAUUAUUUGUGAAGUGGACGUAUUUGUAAGAAUUAGUUUGAAAAUUGUUUUUCACUUUUGAGCUCAUCCUACGAGUAUUAAUAAUUGUUGAAUUUGAGGAAAAGUAAUGUCGAUACUUGUUUGCCUUUAUAUUUUAUGUCGAUCGAUCUUCAAAAAUAUGAACGGUUCGU